AUGCCAUCUGCGUUCGACGAUCUCUCAAUAGAAGAUGAACCCACUCAGAAUGCCGACUAUCUAUCCACGGCUUGGAAACUAGAAGACGCCCGAGCUACUAAAAAUUACAUCCACAAGCGACGAGCAACGAUACCGAACUUCAAGCGGCUAGAAAAUGCUCUCUGGAGGGCAUGGACACAACAGGAGCAGAAGAUCCCAUGUUUUUCACCGGUACUGCUUCGAUGGGACAAAGAAAGCGAUACAACUUGGCUCUUCGGGCCCCACAAAUCCUUCUCCGCCGAGCUAUCGGGCGCUUCUCCUCGAUUAGAAUCAAGCGCUUUCACACUCUCUGGGUCUUCUGAGAAGGAUUUUACUUCUGUGGAAACCGGUGAUCAACUUCUUAGCAAAAAGAGCAUAUUACUCUCUCCACAGCGUCGUCAAAUACAAAUAUCACUCGAAGACAAGUCUGGCGUAUCUCGAAAACAUCGUUCCCGCGAACUUUCUAACCGAGUCCGCUUUAACGACGAGGUUCAACAAGUCCUAUAUAUUCCAGAAACCGUUUACAGCUAUACCAAUUUCCUACCUAUUUAUGAGGCGCAAGAAAGUAUCACGAUAGAUGCGGAGAUCUAUCAUUUGCGAAUGUUUCUGGAUUAUCAGUCGCGGGAUCAACACCAUGUUGCCACUGCCACCAACGCAUUCCAAGCUACAGAGGGUUCUUACCACCCCCCUUUCCUCUCAGUAUCUGACUUCUACAUCGAUGAUGACGCUGCGCUUCAAUAG
Penicillium arizonense is the source of this 759-nucleotide messenger RNA. Its product is annotated as GATA-like domain-containing protein. Lineage: Eukaryota; Fungi; Ascomycota; Eurotiomycetes; Eurotiales; Aspergillaceae. The coding region runs from base 1 to 759 and encodes 252 amino acids. The record is from RefSeq and is a predicted model, not a curated record. The transcript is spliced from 3 exons. Gene Ontology annotation, biological process: protein catabolic process in the vacuole; cellular response to glucose starvation.